This is a messenger RNA of Trichosurus vulpecula (common brushtail), 1383 nucleotides long. RefSeq names its product t-complex-associated-testis-expressed 1 (gene TCTE1). Bases 1 to 1383 code for a protein of 460 amino acids. Lineage: Eukaryota; Metazoa; Chordata; Mammalia; Diprotodontia; Phalangeridae. Gene Ontology annotation, molecular function: small GTPase binding; GTPase activator activity. Gene Ontology annotation, biological process: activation of GTPase activity; nucleocytoplasmic transport. The transcript has 4 exons. Gene Ontology annotation, cellular component: perinuclear region of cytoplasm; cytosol; nucleus. The record is from RefSeq and is a predicted model, not a curated record.
AUGGCAAUCCCUCCACCAUCAAAGAUUUCAACAACGAACCCAGCCCUCAACACACGGAGGAUGCGUCGCAUCAUUGCAGAGGACCCAGAAUGGUCCCUGACCACCAUACCCAUGCUCAGCGAACUCUGUUUGCGGCAUAUGGUCGCCAACUUUGAAAGCAAUCCUAUACUCACCCAGCUCAAUCCAGUCCAGCAGCGGAGGGUGCUGGACCACCUCUCCACUGACCUGCCCCUGAAGGUGGUCGCCAACCUGAUUACUGACGAGAACUACUGGCGCCGCCGCUGCAACCAGCGCUGGGCGGUGGGACAUGUGGAGAAGUACGGGAACAACUGGAAACGAAUGUUCUUCGAGAGGUAUCUUGAGGACCUCUUGAAACUCUUCAUCCCGGGGACCACAGACCCCAACGUGAUUCUGGGGAUAUUGCCUCUGUGCCAGGAUUACGUGGUCAGGCUCCGCGUGGACCAGUUCCUGCCCCCUGUGAAGCUGGAACAGCCAAUCCAGGAGAUGGACCAGUCCGACUCAGCCAGCGAGACGGAGCUGGACGACCUCAACAUGGACCACUAUCAGCUGGGCGACCUGGUGGCUGGGCUGCCGCGGCUGGAAGAGCUGGAUCUGGUGUUUGGAGUCAAGGACUGUGGCAUGAACUUUGAGUGGAACCUCUUCCUCUUCACCACCCGAGACUGCCUCUCCCUGGCUUCCACUAUCAAGGCUUGUCACACGCUCAAGGUCUUCAAACUGACUCGAAGCAAGGUGGAUGAUGAGAAGGCUCGUGUCCUGAUUCGAAGCCUCCUGGACCACCCAGCCCUGGUGGAGCUAGACCUGUCACAUAAUAAUAUUGGGGACCGAGGUGUGCGGGCUGCGGCCAAGCUGAUCAACCAUAGCCACCUGCAAAUCCUCAACCUGGCCAACAACAAAAUCAGAGCUUUAGGGGCCCAGGCACUGGCUCAUGCUCUGUCUUACAACACCACUCUCCUCUCCCUCAACCUUCGCCUCAACUGCAUCGAGGAUGAGGGCGGGCAGGCCCUGGCCCAUGCCCUACAGAACAACUCGACCCUCACCAACCUGCACCUGGGGGGCAACGAGCUCUCUGAGCCCACAGCCACUCUGUUCUCCCAGAUGCUGUCUGUCAAUACCACCCUGACCUGUAUCAAUCUCUCCUGCAACCACAUUGGUCUGGAUGGUGGGAAGCAGCUCUUGGAAGGCAUGUCUGACAACAAGACCCUGAUGGAGUUUGACCUGAGGAUGUCUGAGAUUGGCCAGGAGAGUGAAUACCUCAUAGGUGUGGCCCUCAAUGCCAACCGAGAGGCUGCCCGUCUUCGGAUCUUGCAGCCUACCUGUUGUCAUGUAACAGUUAGCCGUAUCAUCAAUAAUGCUGCAGGUUGA